UGCGUAACUGGUUUUAUUUGUAUACCACCGAGCCCUUGUUGGUAAACAAGUUUUCACCACACACAAACCCAAAUCAAUGCCAUAUUUUAAGACUUUAUACUUCUAAGAGGUAUAUUUAAGCGUCGGUCAUGGUGAAUUGUUGCAUACUUGGCUGUAAAAGCUAUAGUGAACGUAAAGAACCAAACAUAACCUUUCAUCGUUUUCCGAAUGAACCGUAUUUAAAUAAUAAAUGGACUAAGUGUACAGAUAGAUUAAACUGGCAUCCAACUCAAUACGACCGGAUAUGCUCAAGACAUUUUGAAAUGAAUUGUUUUCAAAAGAAAAAAAAUAAAACGUUUUUACAACCUCAUGCGAUACCUACACUUUUUAUGCACGUAAGUAUUUAACUCUUUUCGUGAUAUUCGUAAAAUUGCUGUUCUGUUUUACCAAUAACACAAUUUUUUUUUCCGGCGCUAAAAUUUGAUAAAAGCUUGGGCCUUUAUUCAAAUUUAACCUAACCAAUAUAGACUGUAAACAGUUGUGCGUGUAUAAAAACACUGUGUAAAACGUCGUCUGUGAUGUAUAAGGUAGAACAGUUACUAUGCAGCAGUUGUUGAUCGGGUGUGGUUUCAUCUGAUUAUAUGCGUGUGGAGUGAGUGAGCACUCCCUGAAAAAAAUUUUUUUUGGGUAUUUCUUAUCGUAAAAAUUACCCCUCAAAUAGGGAAAAUUUAUCUCAUGUCAAUAUUAGUGGCAUAUAGAUAUAGAUAAAUAUUAUGACGUUAUGUCGAUCAUCAGUCGCUAUCUCACAUGCUGUACGCUGAUGCCUGGUCUUUACCAUAGUCCGUCAGCCGUCUACGAAACCACAAAAUAUAUCAACUUAUUUACAAACCUUCAAUUGCGAAUGCGUUUUAUGAUAUUGCUAAUAAUUUAAAUGAAAUGAUCUACCGCUAGUUAUAUACACUUUGGAUUAUUUUAUAAUAUGCGUAUCAAAGUAUCUCUGAAAGGCCAAGAAUGUCUGAAAUAGUACAAAUGGAGGUGCUUUCUACAAUACACUGCAAACAACAAGUUGUUCGAGCAGUGAGAUUUAAUAUCGAUGGGAGUUAUUGCCUAACGUGCGGCGCUGAUAAAAAAAUUAAAUUGUGGAAUCCGCAUAACGAUUUGCUCUUAAAAACUUAUGGAGGUCAUGCAAAUGAAGUUUUAGAUGUGGCAGGUUCAAGUGAUAAUAGUCAGAUUGUUUCUUGUAGUGCCGAUAAAUCUGUUAUCCUAUGGGAUGUUACUACUGGUCAACCCUUGCGCAGGUAUAGGGCCCAUGCUAGCUCAGUAACAUGUAUAAAAUUCAAUGAAGAAUCAACCAUGGCAAUUUCUGGAUCCAUAGACAAUACAGUAGCUUUAUGGGAUGUUCUUAGUAGAAGACAGGAGCCAGUACAGAUACUUAGAGACGCAAAAGAUACUAUAACAUCCAUACAGGUUACUGAUCAUGAGGUUUUGACUACUUCUGUCGAUUGCCAUACAAGAUUAUAUGAUCUACGAAUUGGAAAAAUGAUAUCUGAUUAUAUUGGUUCAAUAAUAACACAUGGAAGUUUAACACAUGAUGGGCAAUGCUUUGUUUUAAGUUGUUCAGAUGGUACCAUAAAAUUAAUAGAUAAGGAUUCAGGAGAACUUUUAAAUACUUUUAUGGGGCAUGAGACUAACGAUUAUUUGCUUGAAAAUUGUAUUAAUGACAAAGAUAAUCAGAUCAUUUCUGGUUCUGCCACUGGUGAAAUAUUUUACUGGGAUUUAAUUAGUAGUAAUAUUACUAACAAGUUAGUUCAUAAAUUUAACAAGCCGGUGGUGACAAUUAGUCACCAUCCAUCUGAUAGCAUUUUACUAUCAGCUUCUGAAGAUGAAAUAAAACUGUGGGGUGUUAAUAGCAAAGAAUGAUUAAUCUGUUAUUUAGUUUAAGAUCUCCCAGGUUAUUGUAUCCUAUGUAAAAUGAUAAUUAUUUUGUGUCAGUAGGCAUAGAAAGGUGAUAGCUUACUUGCCUUAAAUGAUCAAUGAAAUAGAUUCGGAAGUUCAAAUUAAAAAUUUAGUUGUAUGUUUUAAUUUUUUUGGGUAAAACAUCUAAAAAUUGUUAAUUUUGAUUUCUAAAUGCAAGUAAUCUUAAUAUACCUAUGUAUACAUCUUUAAACAGCAAGUUAACAUACUACAAAAAUAUAAAGUAUAACUAAAAUAAAAUGUUUACAUUAUUUUAUUUUAUUGCUCUCACUUGUAAAAUGCUCGUAUUUACAGAUACAAGAUAAGCUCUCAAAAUUGUAGUUACGAAAGUGAAACCACAAACCAAUAAU
Pieris rapae (cabbage white) is the source of this 2303-nucleotide messenger RNA. Its product is annotated as WD repeat domain-containing protein 83. Gene Ontology annotation, cellular component: catalytic step 2 spliceosome. The record is from RefSeq and is a predicted model, not a curated record. Gene Ontology annotation, biological process: mRNA splicing, via spliceosome. Gene Ontology annotation, molecular function: protein binding. The transcript is spliced from 2 exons. Lineage: Eukaryota; Metazoa; Arthropoda; Insecta; Lepidoptera; Pieridae. Bases 991 to 1899 code for a protein of 302 amino acids.